CUGCUGCGCAUCUCCUCUUCAACUUCUCAGGCCCCUCCCUGUAACAAAUCAAGAUGUGAAAACAUUUAAGAACAGUAAACCGAGACCUUAAUAACAGAUUUCAGCAGGGAGAGCUCGCAUGAUCAACGAGAUGAACCUGGACGAGGACAGCGGCCUGUCAGUCAGCUGUGGCAACGGCAAACUGAGACAGUGGCUGAUAGAUCAGAUUGACAGCAGACUAUAUGCUGGCCUGGUUUGGGAAAAUGAGGAAAAAAGUAUCUUUAGGAUUCCGUGGAAACAUGCAGGAAAACAAGACUACAACAGAGACGAGGAUGCUGCACUCUUCAAGGCAUGGGCAUUGUUUAAGGGAAAAUAUAAGGAAGGAGUCGACAAACCAGACCCCCCCACAUGGAAAACAAGACUACGCUGUGCUCUUAAUAAAAGCAAUGACUUUGAUGAAUUAGUGGAAAGAAGUCAACUGGACAUCUCAGACCCCUAUAAAGUCUACAGAAUCAUUCCAGAGGGAGCCAAAAGAGGGAUGAAGAUGAGUAUGGAGGAGACACCAUCACAUGCAAAUUCCCAUGGCUAUGUUACUCCUUAUACGUCAAUGCAGAACCAGGUAUCUGGCUAUAUGGUUUCACAGGAGAGAAAUGACUGGAGGGAUUACUCACCCCCAGAACAACAACCUCUUCCUCCUCCACAUCAUCAUGGGCCACAUGCAGAGCUGCAGUAUGGUUCGAGCCACUACCCAUCAGCGUUUAGCCGGGCUUGGCCGGGGUCACACACAGAAAAUGGUUUUCAGCUCUCCUUCCACACAUACCUGUCAGAGUCUCAACUCCCUAUGUAUUCAUUCGACCAAAGAAAUGCCAUAACAGAUUUCAGCCUGCAUGUGUCCUUAUACUACAGAGAGUCUAUGGUGAAGGAGGUUACCACCACCAGCCCAGAAGGAUGUCGGAUCACCUCUUCUUCCUCCUCCUCUCCAUCAUCUUCCUCCUCUUCUUCCCCAAGCUCAGAGGAUAAACUUCACAGCGGGGCAGAAACCAUCCUCUUUCCAUUCCCGUACCCAGAGUCUCAGAGGCAGGGUGCUGACAUGCUUCCUAACGUACUGGAGAAGGGAGUGCUUCUGUGGAUGACGGCUGAUGGGUUAUAUGCUAAUCGCCUCUGCCAGGGACGAGUGUACUGGGAGGGACCCAUGGCUCCAUAUAUGGAUAAACCCAACAAGCUGGAGAAGGAGCAGCCAUGCAAACUAUUCGACACCCAGCAAUUUCUCAUUGAGCUCCAAGAUUUUGCCCAAUAUGGCCGACAUUUACCGAGACACCAGGUGGUGUUAUGUUUUGGAGAUGAGUACCCUGACCCACAGCGCCAAAGGAAAAUGAUCACCGCACAGGUGGAGCCAGUGUUUGCCAAAAAACUGGUGUACUAUUACCAGCAGAACAAUAGCCACUACAUGCGGGCUUUUGAUCACAUCCAGGAACAGAAUACAUCUCUAACUGUCGACUAUCCUUCUUAAAGACCCCUACAGCACAUUCACGAGUAACAAUCUAACACACGUACACACGUACACACGUACACACGUGUGUACACACACACACACACACACACACACACACACACACACACACACACACACACACACACACACACACACACACACACACACACACACACACAUUGUGAAUGUAUAGUUUACCGUUUCUCAUGCCUUGUGACUGCAGUGCCGCGUACUCUAAAUGGUAGUAUAAGCUGGUAUUGCACUGAGGGGUAAAGAUGGGGAAGACCCUGUUGUUUUCACUUGCACACCUAUAGUUCAUAGUCUUUAUGUCUGUGACUGUGUAGUACUGUUUUUUUUUUUCAUUCUACAAGUAUUAUUGUGACAGUGAGAAGGAUGCGGUUUGAGGGCUGGGGGAUGAGGGGAGCGAAGGGCGACUGAGACAGGAAGUACUAGCACAGGUGCACAGGAAGAAUGGCCCCUAAGACGACACUGAUAUGUCAAAGGGACACAGCAGAGCAUGAAUGAAUAUUUAUUGCAUCUUCACAGGUUUGACAAUGUGUUUGUUGUACUCACGCACUGAAAUGGCAUAAUUACAAACUCUGUCUUUUAAACUCAGUCGACACAGCUCAUUCUGUGAUUCAAAACUGUUCUUGCAUAAAGUGCUUGCUGUGCAAUUUGCAUAAGUGAGCAAGUGAAAAGUCAACAACGUCCUUGCUUGGUCCUUGUUUAACUUGGAUUCUGGGUUCAUUGUAAAGAAAAGAAGAAGUUUGAGAAAAAAUGAUGUUAUCACUGAUCUGUUGGUGUAGUAGAGGAAGCUACUACUGAAGCUACAACUUCUGCUGAAUCUGGGCAGCUUUUUAAAGAUAUCUGAUUUUGUUAAAUUAAAUCAAACUGAACAGCUACAAGAGGUCACAAGAGGAUCUAUUAAGUCACCAGAAAAUGUAUAUAGUGUUUAUAUUAUUUUUCUGCAUAAAAUCAUGGCUAUUCAUUUUUCUGUAUUCGUUGAUUUUUGUAUGGCUUUGUCUUGUAAAAUACUGCCAAAACAUUUUAAAGUUUCUAAAACAAUCUUCUUUGAAAAUGUUUCGACCGAAUCACUAAAACGCAAACCUUUCAAAAGCAAAACAAUUGAGUUAAGUGACCACUGGCUUACCGAACACAAUCAAAGAGCAGCUUGGGCCUCAAGGUCCUUUUCCUCAUAGAGUGGGUGGCCUUAACCUGACUGAAGGUGGUUGACUUGAAAAAUCAUGCUCAUCCUGUAACUUGCAAAAAUCUACCUGUUCCUCUUGACCUGAAACUUAAGGCCUCAUAAAUGGGAAGAAAAACUACCUUUGUGGUGUGUGUUUCAAGUUCAGCCAGAGAAGAGCUCUCUGGUUCCCAUGCCUGUGAUACUGUAUGAUUUCUCACUCUGGAGGUAACUGCUUCAAACAAAAACUAUUCUCAGAUCCUAACAACCUAUGUGACGUAAACAUCCAAUGGUGAGAAUAAUGCAACUCCCUUCAGUGUUUUAAGUCUUGAAGGCAGAUGCUGCAUCAGAAGAGGAUAAUGUUCUUCUUCUGUGGUCCAGAGUUUCGAUCUCGAUAUACUUCCUUCACACUUAAACCACAUCACUUUCACAAUGGCAAAAGUCUGACCAAAAUCACAGACGGGAAUUUUUUCCUUUUGUGAGUGUUUGUCUAAACCAUAAAUCACUUUCCCACUCAGACAUCACAGUCCGUUGGAUUCUGUCUCGGUUGAAAUGUUGUUAACUACUACAAAUCAAAUCCUAAUAGUAGAAUUGUUACCAGCUCUUUGUACAGUGUAAUGUUGUGAUAAACAGUGUGUUUUCAGAUGUUUGUGUUGGCCAUCUGUGUGUAGGUGGGUUAAUGUGUCACACAGUUGCACUAUUACUGUUAUCAGGAAGUGACAUUUAUGGACAUGGAUAAAACAUGUGACUCCCCCACCUACAACAUCAGUGACAAACAAGGUCACGCACACCAAUUACACAUCACACUUCAAAGUAACAGUAAAACAUUCAGGACAAGCUACACAGAAAAUCACACAAUAAGUGCAUACUGAACAAAAUUGUUGCAGCAUUUUGUACAAAAUAUCUGAAAAACCACAGGGAAAAAAGAUUAUGACUCACGAUAUGAAUAAAUGAUUUAUUUUGAAAUAAAGUGAUCAGUUGUUUGCUA
Eleginops maclovinus (Patagonian blennie) is the source of this 3642-nucleotide messenger RNA. It is a transcript of the gene irf4a, whose product is annotated as interferon regulatory factor 4a. Gene Ontology annotation, cellular component: nucleus. Gene Ontology annotation, biological process: immune system process; regulation of transcription by RNA polymerase II. The transcript is spliced from 9 exons. Gene Ontology annotation, molecular function: protein binding; RNA polymerase II cis-regulatory region sequence-specific DNA binding; DNA-binding transcription factor activity, RNA polymerase II-specific. The record is from RefSeq and is a predicted model, not a curated record. NCBI's taxonomy places the organism in Eukaryota, Metazoa, Chordata, Actinopteri, Perciformes, Eleginopidae. Bases 119 to 1489 code for a protein of 456 amino acids.